This is a messenger RNA of Morone saxatilis (striped sea-bass), 897 nucleotides long. It is a transcript of the gene dpf1, whose product is annotated as D4, zinc and double PHD fingers family 1. Gene Ontology annotation, cellular component: nucleus. The record is from RefSeq and is a predicted model, not a curated record. Bases 1 to 897 code for a protein of 298 amino acids. The transcript has 9 exons. Lineage: Eukaryota; Metazoa; Chordata; Actinopteri; Moronidae.
AUGAAUGAAAUUGAAAUAGCUGCUACAUUACAUGUACAAUACCGGGCUCUGCAGUGUUGCAUUCUAUCAUACUAUAUCAAAAUGGCCACAGCGGUACAGAACCCCCUCAAAUCGCAAUCUGGAGGUGCAGUCAUCAAGAACAGUCUUGGUGAAGAGUUCUAUAAGGAGGCCAUUGAACACUGUCGCAGCUACAAUGCCCGUCUGUGCGCUGAGCGCUCCAUGCGUCUACCAUUCCUGGACUCCCAGACCGGCGUGGCCCAGAGCAACUGCUACAUCUGGAUGGAGAAGAACCACCGUGGACCAGGUCAUGCUCCAGGUCAGUUGUACACAUAUCCCGCUCGCUGCUGGCGCAAGAAGAGACGGCUAAACAUUCUGGAGGACCCGCGGCUUGUACCGAUCGAGUUCAAGAUCGACUACGAGGCAACUCUAAAAAAGGAGGGGGGCAUUCCAGACGGGCCUGUGUUGGAGUCGCUGCUCGCCGGGGAAACCCUGGACAAGAAGGUAGAAACCAAGGAAGAAGAGCCAAUGAGCGAGUGUCAGAAGCUGCUGGUCGGGGAUUUCCCUCAUGAGCUGGAGGUGGACGAGAUGGAGGAAGACGUCCCGAAGCGCAAGAACCGUACCAAAGCACGGGCCUAUGGUGUCGGGGGCAUGAGGAAGAGACAAGAGCCGCCUGCCAUUGAAGACAGAGACAAGCCUUACGUCUGUGACAUCUGUGGAAAACGCUAUAAGAACCGCCCAGGGCUGAGUUACCAUUAUACUCACACACACCUGGCAGAUGAGGAGGGGGAAGAAGACUCUGAGCGACACACACUACCCUUCCAGCGCAAGAACAACCACAAGCAAUAUUAUCAAGAACUAUUGAUCGUCCUGGAGUUCCUCCUGCAGUAUUAUAGAUAG